Molecule: messenger RNA, 835 nt
Organism: Rhododendron vialii
Lineage: Eukaryota; Viridiplantae; Streptophyta; Magnoliopsida; Ericales; Ericaceae
Exons: 2
Coding region: 85-771 (228 amino acids)
Source: RefSeq, a predicted model, not a curated record
UUUCUCCUGGAUGAGAGAAUCAAUUGACGAUAAUGUUUCUUUCCUUAGAUUUUGUGGAGGUGAAUGUGAAGGGGAGUCAGAGAGAUGAGUUUCAGAGUCGCAAACUCUGUAUCCCCAAGCUGGAUUAAUAGCUUCUUUGAUUGGAACUUUGGUAGGGGAAAAGCCGAUGAGAAACCACAGCCCAAUUACCACCCUAUUGAUCCUCCCUUCCCACCUUCUCUGGUUGCUAAAACAUUCCUCAAGGGUAGGGAACUCAAAUGCUGUUACAAAGCCACACUUGACGGAUUCAGCGCAACUGCAUUUCACAACUGCUCUGAUUUCAAAGGACCCUGUGUUAUAAUCGGUUGGACAAACAACUCAUUCAAAUUUGGAGCAUUUAACCCAGAAGGAUACCGAAGCACCGACGAUUACUAUGAGACUUUUGAUGCCUUCCUCUUUUACUGGGAAAAACAUGAUCAAACAACUGAUGAACCCAUUGUUCUACCCAAAGUAGGGGGAAGUGGAGCUGCACUUUUCGAUUAUGCUCGAGGUGGGCCGCAGUUUGGGGCCGAUGGCCUGCUCAUUGGGCCGCCAUUGGCUCCAGUCAUGGGCGGGUUUGCUGGGCCGGAUACGAAUUCGGGGAUUGGUGAUCUGAGGCAAGCUAAGUCUAGAUUGGGACUCUCUUAUGCUAAAAGGUCUGAUGGGAAGGAGUCCUUGUUUGGGGAUGAGUUUAAGGCUGUUCUUGAAGAGGUGGAAGUGUUUUGUUGCCCUCAAAUUGCAAGCCUAUAUUAGCUUGGACAGUGUAUGAAAAUGUGUUGUGAAUUAUUUCAGUGGAAGAGAUUGUUAUCACACAAAA